Messenger RNA from Marchantia polymorpha subsp. ruderalis, 2207 nucleotides. The record is from the annotation of a GenBank genome assembly. NCBI's taxonomy places the organism in Eukaryota, Viridiplantae, Streptophyta, Marchantiopsida, Marchantiales, Marchantiaceae.
GAAUCCGACUAACAUGCUGACUACAGUAUUUUGAAUUUGAAAGGGUCAUCGUCAACGUCUGGUAUUGGCGGACGAUCUCCGCGUGUUCCUCCACGUAUUCUUCCGCGCUGCAGUCGGAGGCCAAGUUGCAUUUUCUUCAGGGAUCUUUUUGAGUUCGAUUCGUGAGGAGGCCCAUCCGAACACAGCUAACCAUGGGCAGCUAUAGUGGAAAUUUCUCAGCAACAGCACAAACCCUCUUGCAUUGUGGGAGCAUUGAAGGGGCGCUGAGCUGGCGAUCUAAACUUUGUCUUCGGCAGUGGGACCCUAAGCGAAGAUACGAACUGAUGUUUGCAGAUCAGAACAUGGAGACGAGUGCAUAGAGGGUUGCUGCUAUUAAUAGGGGAAGGAAGAGGAAAGGAAAAGAGAACAGACGGGCACAGUACCUCCCCUUUGCCCAAGCGAGCUCCAGUGGAAGGGUCAACCGCAACAGAGCCGAUGACGAUCAGAUCCACUCGCAAGGGUGCAUCAAGUCCUACAGGCGUUCCAUGCUUUGCUGCUCCAGCAGACGUGCAGGCUUCGAUUAUCUGGACUCCAGCAGGUAAGUCUGCAGCUUCCAGCGUUGAGAAAAACCCUGUCCGAAGCCUGGGCUGGGGCGUUAACAGCGUCUUUCCUCCUGGCAUGUGGAAAAGAGGAGCAUGGUUGAUGCGCAUCAGACAAAACUCAUAUAAUCUUUGAUUCAUAUGCCCACUAGAUAUCAAUUCCCCAGCCAAAACCAGCGCACCCUCCAAUCCUGCCUUUUCCUCCGGCUUCUGCUACGCCUCGAGUCUCUCAGAAGUACAUCCUGCUGACUAGUUGGUUGACCUGCGUAGUUUACUGCCCUCCCAGCUCCCUGAUUUUGUCGAAUUCACAUUUGCUGGCCCUUCUCCGAGCAUUCUGGUCAGGAUACACGCCUUGAUUCGCAAGAGUAAGGCCUGUCCUAGGCUUUGAAAGGUCAAACCUCGAGAAUCGUCGUCAGCUUUUGUCUACGGCUCACAAGAUCCUCACUCUGGAAUCAUCCAAUGGCAUCAAGGCGUGAAUGACUUACCAGACAAGGUGAGGAACCGCACUUGCUUUUGAGGUGUGUCGGGGUUGACCUUCACGCAUCGAGCCGCUUGAAACUCUGGAAGCCUAGCCAACUUGAGGAAGAAUUACAGAUUCUCAGAUAAUUUGCAGUCGAUAAGCCUGAGGUAUUCAGUCAUGAGAUGCCUCCGCAAUUUGAGUCCAAUUUUGUGACUCAUGUACGGCAUGGAUAUCCGAGGAACAACCCAGCGUGCAAUUCUUUCACGAUUACUAAACGUAGAUACCUGAUGCUUCAAUCCUAUUGCGCCUUUGCGGUUUCGCAUCUCAGAAGAGGCAAUUAUGGAUGAGAGGUCCAGCGAUUCCUCGCAACGAUCGCGGCUUCCGCCCCCAUCCUUUGAAUCAAAUUACUACAUUCACUAAGCUCAUCACAUGUACGGGGCUGGUAUUUAAAGAUUCAGAGAUGUAUGGACUAGCAUGCAGAUAUGGACUCUCGUUGCUGAGAUCAUAGUGGCAAGCAGCAUCAACGGAAAGUCGAGCCCAGGACAGCCCCAACCAUAAUCAUGGGAGAUUUUCAGAUUCAGAUCAUAAUUUUGAAUCAUAGCUGUAGAGCCAAGUGCAGGAAUGUACCCUGUCAGCAGCAGCGGCCGCUCCUUUGAAAUUAGGAAUGCGAUGGUGCACUGGUCGGGGUUGUUCCGCAACGUUUUGGGCCUCUAAAGCGUCCCAAAUGCGCUUACGAAUCGCCCACUUCCAAGCUCCAGGCCCUGACCUCUCCUGCUCCAUCACUGCAACGGCCGCUACAUUUGCUCGUGUCUCCGCGUCGAGUCUCAGCCUCUCUGCGUCAUAGUUCGCCGUGUCGAAGCCCUGCUCAUCACCCGCCCUGUUCGCGCUGGAUUGACUCAUGCUUAGCGUCACUCUUCCUCUAAUUCCAUGACCUUUGCUGCUGUAUAUGUUCGAAUUCAGUGUCCCUCUGUUGCUCCUUACAGUGCUGAGUCCUACUCGCCCUCCCCACCCAAACCCCGCGGUCGUCGCCAUUGAUAAGAGAUCACGUCGUGCUCCCUUCGAUUUCAGAGCUUGACCUUUCCUUCGAAAAACAUCGAAUUAAUGCUUUCCUAGAGACAUUUUCUUUCAGAUUAUAAUUCAAGGGACAAUGUCGACGUUGCUUUUCCAGU